AUGAUGUCUAUCAUUACCAUGGACGCAGAAGGCUCCAAAUUCCAACAUGGUAGCGUCGCCGUUGUUGAUGAUAACGAUACUGGGAACGAUAAAAUCAUCAAUGAUCAAAUCAAUGACUUGAAAAAAGAAAUUGUACAAGUCAUAUCUAAUACAGAUUUGACUGUAAGUGAAAAGACAAAGAAAACUAAAGAGUUAGGGGAAUUGAUUGAGGCCCUACAAAAGAUUUUAAAAAUUGGAAAAGACAUGGACAAUGUUCACAUAGAAAAAAAUAUAGAUGUUGAACAAAAGAUAGAUCUUAUUCCAAAGAAUCAAGAAAUAAAUAAUUAUAAAGGUUACAUACUUUUAUCAAAGAAAGAUGAAUAUGGUUUUUAUUAUACUUUUAAAAAUUUAGAUGGCAAUAUUAUUAAAUAUUACUAUGAAAAUGAUAACUAUAAAUUUAACAAGAAAUUAUCUAAAAUUGAGGAAAUUCCAAUCUGGUUCAGAUCAUUAUCCAGAUAUCUAAAAUCAUGGAACUUUGAUGAUGUUACACAAUUGACAGGUAAAAUAGAAAUAGAUAAAAAUGAAGAGGAAAUAAUUAGAAACAUUGUUAUUAAUUCUAUGACUGAUGAUAUGGAAAAUUUUGACUUGGAUGAAAAAUCAGGUAUUGAAGCUAUUUUGUUUAUUAAACAGCUACUAGGUGAAGAAUUCCCUAGAAGAGUUAAGGACAGAAUGUGGAAAGAACUGAUUGUUGAUGAGUUCUGUACUGAACCAGAAAGGAUUACCAAGGAAUUUAUGUACAUGGUGAACUUAGAGAAAUGGAGCCAUGUAAAAGAUGAUUUCUAUAGAAUAAAUGAUAACUUUUUAAAAACAAAAAUUGAAGAAUCAUUAACAAAAAACGUAAAACAAGAAAUGAUUAACAAUUUUUUAACCGGUAAAUUAAAAGGUGACUUAAGGCAAUUGAAUGUUGAACAAUAUAUAAAAGCAAUUCGGGAUUCAAUUAGAUUGAUGAAUAUAGAAUACUGUGAAUCAAAAAAUUUAACCCGUAUUGAAAAAAGAAGAUGUAUUAACUGUAAUUCGUGUUUACAUUAUGCCAAAAAUUGUAGAAAAAUCAAUAAUAACAAUACUUACUUGAAAGGAAUAAAUUAUAAUAAGAAAGAAGACAAGGAAGAGAAGAAGUUACUUAGGCCUGGUGAAAUCAAUGAAUCAGAACACUAG
Messenger RNA from Arxiozyma heterogenica, 1194 nucleotides. RefSeq lists its product as uncharacterized. NCBI's taxonomy places the organism in Eukaryota, Fungi, Ascomycota, Saccharomycetes, Saccharomycetales, Saccharomycetaceae. The transcript has a single exon. The coding region runs from base 1 to 1194 and encodes 397 amino acids. The record is from RefSeq and is a predicted model, not a curated record.